Molecule: messenger RNA, 1240 nt
Organism: Rattus rattus (black rat)
Lineage: Eukaryota; Metazoa; Chordata; Mammalia; Rodentia; Muridae
Product: importin-5-like
Biological process (GO): protein import into nucleus
Cellular component (GO): cytoplasm; nucleus
Molecular function (GO): nuclear import signal receptor activity
Source: RefSeq, a predicted model, not a curated record
AUGAUGGACCCUGGCCAGGUCCCUAUCCAGGAUUCCCAGAGAAUGGCCAUGAAUUAUGUUCAUCAGGUGCUUCCAAAGGCGAACCCCACAAGACCAUGCUCUGGGGGACAUGGGAUAUCAGGUAUCUGCUAUAAGAGCUCAGCUCUAGUCCGGGGUCCUGAGUGUCUUACACAGAUUUGGCACUUCAUGUGCGACACUCUCAUCAAGGCCAUCAGCAUGGAGCCUGACUCAGUCAUCCUCUCAGAAAUAAUGCACUCCUUUGCAAAGUGCAUUGAAGUAAUGGGAGAUGGGUGCCUCGCCAAUGAACACUUUGAGGAGCUUGAAGGUAUAGUGAAGGAGAAGCUUGACAAACAUUUCAAAAAUCAGAGUUGCGACAAGUUAAAAGACAAGAUGAAGAUUAUGAAUGAACAGGUUGAAGAGUCACAACAAGAUGAGGAUGAUAAUGAUGUUUAUAUACUGACUAAAGUGUCAGAUAUUUUACACUUGAUACUCAGUAGCUACAAAGAAAAGGUGUUGUUGUGGUUUGAACAUCUGCUCCCAUUAAUUGUCAACCUGAUUUGUCCACAUAGACCAUGGCCAGACAGACAAUGGGGAUUGUACAUCUUCGAUGAUAUCAUAGAACGCUGUAGUCCAGCUUCAUUUAAGUAUACAGAAUAUUUCUUAAGGCUAAUGCUCCAGUAUGUGUGUGACAACAGCCUAGAAGUCAGGCAAGCUGUGUAUGACCCUGGCACCAUGGUGCAGUAUGGUGGACAUAACUAUUGCCCCUUCUGUACAGAAGCACUCCCACUGCUUGCAAGAGUCAUUCAGUCUGCAGAUUCUGACACCAAAGAAAAUAUCAAUGCCACAGAGAACUGCAUCUCAGCAGUGGGAAAGAUCAUGAAGUUCAAGCCCGACUGCGUGAAUGUGGAGGAGGUCUUACCACACUGGCUGUCGCGGCUCCCCCUUCAUGAAGAUAAAAAAGCUGUCCAGACCUUCAGUUACCUGUGAAACCUGAUUGGAAGUAAUCACCCAAUUGUGCUUGGCCCAAGCAAUACCAAUCUACCAAAAAUAUUCAGUAUAAUUGCAGAAGGAGAAGUGCAUGAGGCCAUUAAACAUGAAGACCCCUGUGCCAAACGCCUGGCCAAUAUAGUUCACCAAGUACAGACCUCUGGAGGAUUGUGGACUGAAUGCACAGCACAGAUCAGUCCGGAGCAGCAGGCAGCCAUACAGGAGCUCCUGAACUCUGCCUGAAGGGCCUUAA